AUGUAUAUAUUGCCAUUACCCAUAAUACUAUGAGACAUAAAUUCCAAGCACUCUUGUACAAAAAAACUCCUUAUUACCAAUGGCAGAGCUUGAGAAUCCUAAUGAAAUGCCAAAGCUUAUAGCUUUUCUAUCUUCUCUUCUAAAAAAAGUAGCUGAGUCCAAUGAUAUCAACCAACAACAACAACUACAACAUCAAAAGAUCUCAGUUUUUCAAGGCUUAACUCGACCCAACAUCUCGAUUCAAAGCUAUCUCGAAAGAAUUUUCAAGUAUGCAAAUUGUAGUCCAUCAUGUUUCAUUGUUGCAUAUGUUUAUCUUGACCGUUUCACUCAAAAACAACCUUCUUUGCCUGUUAAUUCCUUCAAUGUUCAUCGGUUGCUCAUUACAAGCGUUCUGGUGGCUGCUAAAUUCAUGGAUGACAUAUACUACAACAAUGCUUACUAUGCAAAAGUUGGAGGAAUAACAACCAUAGAGAUGAACUUUCUUGAAUUGGACUUCUUAUUUGGUUUGGGAUUUUGUUUAAAUGUAACUCCAAACACUUUCCAAGCCUAUUGUGUUCACCUACAAAGUGAAAUGAUGCUGAUGCAACCUCUAAAUUUUACAGAUUAUUCCUUAAGUUUAGGAAAAUCACUAAAUAAUCAUUUAUGCUUUAAUGAAGAUGAAUCUUCACAUCAAAAGCAACAACAGUUAGCUGUUUGAAAUUUUUCUUCAUUUCAUGUAUGUAAUGUAAUAUUCUGGUUGUAGAGGGUUGAGAACCAAUUAAAUUAUUUUACUUGUGGUCUUCA
Messenger RNA from Vicia villosa (hairy vetch), 783 nucleotides. Its product is annotated as cyclin-U4-1-like. Gene Ontology annotation, biological process: regulation of cyclin-dependent protein serine/threonine kinase activity. The coding region runs from base 80 to 697 and encodes 205 amino acids. The transcript is spliced from 2 exons. The record is from RefSeq and is a predicted model, not a curated record. Lineage: Eukaryota; Viridiplantae; Streptophyta; Magnoliopsida; Fabales; Fabaceae. Gene Ontology annotation, molecular function: protein kinase binding.